Messenger RNA from Anopheles nili, 1051 nucleotides. RefSeq names its product zwei Ig domain protein zig-8 (gene dpr14). The transcript has 6 exons. NCBI's taxonomy places the organism in Eukaryota, Metazoa, Arthropoda, Insecta, Diptera, Culicidae. Gene Ontology annotation, cellular component: neuron projection membrane. Gene Ontology annotation, biological process: synapse organization. The record is from RefSeq and is a predicted model, not a curated record. The coding region runs from base 1 to 954 and encodes 317 amino acids.
AUGAGGAACUCGGUCAACGGAGUAGCGGCAAUCUAUCUUCUGCUGCACUGCGUGUCAGGAUCGGUGCCCAAACCAUCCGGGCUGCAGUCGGGAAGUCCGUUCAUGAGUAUACCGCGCAACUUCUGGCAGGAGAUAUCCGUGCCCUACACCGACCUUCCCAGUGACGACGACGAGCAGGAGGAUGAGUCGAUCGAAAGCACCACACACGAUCCGUAUCCGUUCUUCGACGAUGCCAACAUGACCGCCAACGUUACCACGCAGCUCGGUGGGGACGUGUAUUUGCACUGCCGCGUGAACGAUCUGCGUGAGCGUACGGUGUCUUGGGUUCGACGAAAGGGUGACGAAAUUCACCUCAUCACUGUUGGUCGCCAGACGUAUAGUAGUGAUUCGCGGUACUCGCUUCAGUACCAGCCUCCCAACGACUGGCAGCUGCUUAUCCAGUACUCGAACGAACGGGAUGAGGGUCACUACGAGUGCCAGAUUUCGUCCUAUCCACCACUAGUCUACCUGGUCUACCUGAUUGUUGUCGUUCCUCGCGUAGAAAUCAUAGAUGAGAGAGGUCAGGCGACGCUCGAUAAGUUCUACAAAGCCGGUAGCACAAUAGAGCUGAAGUGCAUCAUCAGUCGAGUGCCCCAGCCGACCAGCUACGUCACCUGGAAGCACGGCAUGCGGAUGCUCAACUACGACACCAGCCGAGGCGGUAUCAGCGUUAAAACGGAUCUUCUUCCCGGUGGAGCUAUGAGCCGGCUGUACAUCGCCAACGCCAACCGGUACGACACCGGUAACUACACGUGCGCCCUUGCAGACAUCGCGCAGGCUACCGUGUCGGUGCACGUGUUAAAUGGGGAAAAUCCCGCCGCAAUGCAGCAUGGCAGUGGCCCGCAAUGGCGACCGUUGGUCAGUCUGUUAAUCUUCGUCCAACUGGCGGUGGUGGGUUUUUCCGGUGGCCGGUGACUGUAGACCAACGAAUCCUAGCGAUCUCUGCCCUCCGGCUGGCAGCCUCCUACUUGAACCUCAUCAUUUCUCUGCCAACUCAGCCAUUUCAAAAGUG